Molecule: messenger RNA, 1251 nt
Organism: Bufo bufo (common toad)
Lineage: Eukaryota; Metazoa; Chordata; Amphibia; Anura; Bufonidae
Product: phytanoyl-CoA dioxygenase, peroxisomal-like
Exons: 9
Coding region: 121-1128 (335 amino acids)
Biological process (GO): fatty acid alpha-oxidation
Molecular function (GO): phytanoyl-CoA dioxygenase activity
Source: RefSeq, a predicted model, not a curated record
UCUGUGAGGGAGGAGGCCGGUCCGGGGAGGGAGGUUUAUCAGCAGGGUCUGUGAGGUCUGCGCCAUUAAGUCACCUCCACAAGAGCCGUGGUUGACUUAGCCGCAGACACCGCUAGAAGCAUGCAGGCCCGGGGCUCCGGUAUCACUCCAGGAGGAGACAGCCGCCUGUCCGUCCUCCAGCGACACCUCACAGCAGUUCCUGUGUCAGGUCAGCUUGCCACAGCCACCUAUUCACCAAACUUUCGCUACACCUUGGACAAUAAUCUCCUGACCCCAGAGCAGAGACAGUUCUACGAGGAGAAUGGAUUCCUUGUUAUAAAAAACCUGGUAUCACACAAGGACAUAGAUGAAUUUAGGGAUGUCUUUGAGAAAGUUUGCAGGAAAGAAUUGACAGCACCUGGAAUGCUUGUAAUGCGAGAUGUGGCCAUUGCCAAGUCAGAAUAUGUUCCAGAUCAAAAAGCAAUUACAAAAGUUCAGGAUUUCCAGGAGCUUCCUGGAUUAUUCCGAUAUUGCAGUCUACCACAGAUUCUGCAGUACGUGGAGUGUUUCACUGGCCCCAACAUCAUGUCCAUGCACACCAUGCUGAUCAAUAAGCCUCCAGAUGCAGGUAAGAAGACUUCUCGGCAUCCAAUGCACCAGGAUCUGCACUACUUCCCAUUCAGGCCUGCAGACCGAAUAGUUUGUUCUUGGACAGCCAUGGAGCACAUUGACCGAAGCAAUGGAUGCCUUGUGGUUCUUCCAGGAACUCACACAGGAGAACUCAAACAACAUGAUUAUCCAGAGUGGGAGGGUGGGGUCAAUAAGAUGUACCAUGGAGUUCGUGAUUAUGAUCCAAACAUCCCUAGAGUGCACUUAACCAUGGAAAAGGGAGACACAGUGUUCUUUCACCCCAUCCUUAUCCAUGGAUCGGGAAUGAACAAGACAGCUGGCUUCAGAAAGGCUAUCUCCUGCCAUUAUGCCAACUCAGAUUGCUACUAUAUAGAUGUCAAGGGAACAAGUCAGGAAAACAUUGAGAAAGAGGUUGUUGAAAUUGCAAAGAAACGGUAUGGAGUGGAGGCUGAGAUUUCCUUAAAGGAUGCAUGGAUGGCAAAAGCACGUGUUGCUCAAGGGGAGAGACUCAACCUGUAACUGGUGUCCUGAUUUCCUUGUGCCAUAGAGAAGAACACUUGUCCUUAAACUAUCUCCACAGUUCUCAUUCUCAUGUUAUUGAAGAUCAGAAAUUAUUUCUUGUUUAAUUAAAAUGACAAGCAC